This is a messenger RNA of Paramuricea clavata, 12284 nucleotides long. Lineage: Eukaryota; Metazoa; Cnidaria; Anthozoa; Malacalcyonacea; Plexauridae. The record is from the annotation of a GenBank genome assembly.
CUUGCUUCUAAGCAUUCCUAACUGAUGGUAUCGUGCGUAUGUCUCGUAACAGCCGAGCGUCGUUUUGCAAUUUAAGCACUCGCCUGGCGCAGCUCGCAAUCAUUUUGAGUUUGCACUUAAUAAAGUACCUGCUAUUGUUUACGCUCAGCUGUCAGAUUUGCUUUGAGGUGCGUGCCAGCAGAGUUCAAGAUUAUCUGUUACUCCACGGUUGUUAAUAGCAACUGACAUUUGGUUGAAAACCACUCAAGAAGGAACAUAGAUCACUACAAAGAGUCCCUAUGGAUCAUCAAAUAUACGGUAAGAAAUUUAAAACCUAAUGUUUAAGCUUUGCGCUCGACGUGGUGUGAUUAUGUUCGCGCAGUUCCCGUCGCGAAACAGACAGUUUAACAUAAGCAGGUUUAGGACGCAGCAAGCGCGCAAUGCGGGACGCAGUUUUAGCGAGGCGCGCACAUUAUGCAAAAGCCCACCAAAGAAGUGCCCAAUAAAUUCAGCUCAUUUGAACAAUUGAGUAAUUACGACGACAUGCUUCAUAAUGGAGGUCGUAAUUUAUUCACUUAGUUUAUAGCGAACGCGCAAAUUUGGCCGUGACGCAAGUUUGCGCAAAAUAUGUAAAUCACAUUCGUUUUUGAUAUUACGUCUAAAAAUGGAGAACAAAUGGGAACAUUUUGAUUUGAAAGCACGGUGCAGGAAACCCAUCAUGUAAAUAUGAAUACUUGUAUAUUCGGAAAGAAUCUGUCGGUCUGCGUUAUGUUUGCUUUGCGUCUCUCAGUAAGGACGCCGAAAGUUUUCUCAUUUGCCUUGUGUUUGCUUAAGCUGUGAAUGUUUGCCCAUCAACAGUUGUAGGCGAUAAAUAGUUUUCCAAGAUGUUAUGUUAGCGAGAAAAUGUCAUUCUUACCACAGAGAUGGUUAAAAAUAGACGAGUAUUAAUGUUCACCGCAUCUGAUCCAGGCGUUUUUUUCAAAGAAGAAUUCCUUGACUCUAAAUUUGAAAUUGGUCACAAAUGUUUUAGGUUUCGUUCUAUGUGCUACAAUGAUAAAAAGUUACCGACAAGACGGUAUUGCUAUAUUUCUCAUUCCGUUUCCGUGAGAAGUUGUUUAUUGGUCAAAUGUUGUGCUGACUGAUUUGCAGAACAUAUGACUCAUGAGAUUUCUAACAAAUAUAUAUAGGCAUGUAGCUUUUUGCGCACAUUUCACGAGAAGUUGCAAGCCGCCCUGACCCCGCACGAGCGAUGUAAGUUCACGUGAAGAAAUUAUGAGACAAACGUUAACACGAAUGUUAGCAGCCUUCAGUUUUUAGUGUACUCUUCAGACUUAAUGUUCAUGUCAACAGCACUCAGAAAGUUUUGCAAUAUCUUGUCAACAGAAUACUCAACAUCUCUAAAUGAUGUAAGUGUUUUGGGUAAUCAUAGUUUAUAGGCUACUGAGAUUCCAGGACUUCAGAACAGGUCACUUUGCGGCGCAAAUGUCCCAUGUGUCGACAAAUGUUCAAAAGAAUCUUGCCGAAAUACCCAGAAUGGGUACAAUUAUCUGUAUAUGUAAAUGUUGUAUACAUACAAAAGUAUCGCCAGUUUUUAAGAUACAUAAUGAUCAGAACAUUACUGUCAUUAGCUCUACUAACUGUAUAAGUCUCACCACCAAAACCUAAACUAACUUUGUGCUGGAUAACUCUGCCAGAUCUCCCUAGUCCUAGAGGUCCAGUAAGGUCCAAGCCUUAUUAGGAAAGUUAAACUAAACUAAAUUUAUGCAGUGGAAAUCUCGAUCAAUUCAAAACUGUUCUCCCAAAGAAUCAGUAAGGUGCUUCCCUUGUUACAGAACUUUGGGUAGGUAGCUCAAACAAACGUGCGGUAUAUGCUAAUCAAGUUUCGAAGUAUCCCCAGCUGAUUAUGUCGUUAUACUAAAUUUCUCUCAAGCUAGACAUAAAUACAAUCAAAAUCAACAAACGUUAUGCAGUCUUGUUGAGACAGAUCGCAGAGUAGCUUAUUACUCUUGCAUAUCAAAGAAACCGGCAUAACAUUAUAUUCCUAAUGAUCUAAGCAGUUCUAACCACAUCUCAUUACACCUUAGCAAUCACAGAAUGCUUAUUACUUUUCUUGAAAUUGUAGCAUUUCCAUGAAGGACGUAUUCAUUUUGAUGAAAACUAGCACCUGAUCCAAAGCUUUUUUCACCUCUUUGAUUUUCUGUUUAAACUAUAAAAAUCGACACGGGAGUUUCGAAGGUUCUAAUCGUUCAUACAAAUGUGUGAGGUGUUAUUGCAUUAACAUCUGUUUGUCGCAACCAUAUGUAAGAUAUGACACUUGACUGUAAGUAAUUAAAAUUGGGUGAGAUUUGAGGUUUUUAGAUAAAUGGUAUAAGAAAUGGGAGUUUUGGGGAAGUGGUUUGGUUGGUUUUAUAGAGUUUGUGUUGUGAGUGAUGUGUCUGCCUUGUGUUGGUGAUACAUAGGUGAUGAUCACGUUCUGUUUUCAGAUUAUCAGCAGGAAAUAUACUCAUGCUUCAUCAUCUUGGGUGUCUCAGCCAGGUGAUGAGACGCGCCGCGAGGUUUCACCUGACCAUUAUAGGUCGAGGAUCGAGGGGAAAAUGUCUGAAGAAAACAUGUCUGUCUUUGUUCUUUCGAGUCGAUGUCGAGCAUUGAGUUACGAAUUUGUACACUGGAGACAUCACUUUUGCACCGCUCCAAGUACGUCCAGUAUCUGUCUGAUCUACCAUUCUCUUCCACGUUUCGGUACUUCCACUUUUUCUCGCCCUUCACCCAUUCAUUUUGCAAGUUCUGGAACUCAUCAUCAUCCCUUCAUUCCAGACAUGGCGGUGUACCCUUGAUAUAAACUCGAACGGUCUGUGCCGCAAACAUAGGUAGUACCAAAAACACCCGAAAAUUGAGAAGGAGAGGGAUUUAACUACCUGAAAAAUACCAAAGUAAAACUUCAUUUGUCACUGGUAGUUGAAUUCCUAUCCAUCUCAAUUAUCCAUGAUAACUCAUCAGUAAGCCGGUCAUGAUCUUCCUCAGGCGUAUUGUUACAAUAUUCCUUAUCAAGUUGUUUUGGCCCAUUUGAAGCGCGCCUAUAGGCCGUUGGACAAUAUAAUAUACGUAUUUUCUUCACCCUCGACAUUUCAUUUUCGAGGAAAUGUCAGCACGCGGCGAGAUGUUUCGACCGCACUUGGCAAGUUCAUUGUGAAAACAUUUGCGAAUAAUUUAAUUAAUCGAUUAGUUGGUAAUCUUUGCGCGCAAAAUGCUAAUUGUAGUCCAACGCGCGCGCAUUUGUGCGCAAAACUAGGAGUGUAUUCUAAACAUGCUUAUAGUUGUUGAGCAUGUUUUCCUCGGUGCGCGCAUGAAACCUGAGCUGUGUGGCGUCGCCACAGUGGUGUUUAAUCGGAUACCAGUGUUUACAAGAGAAUCUUGGUCAAGGUGCUGAAACACCGAAGCGGAAAAAUUUAAUUAGGGCGUUUAAUUGAUCACCACCUGUGAUAAGGAACAUUCUUACAUUUAAUGACAUAUUUGAGGCGAGAGCUUUCAGUACACCAUUUACUCGCUUGGGGAGAACAUAAAAGCGCGAAAAAUGGCCAAAAGAGAUGACAGCCAAUUGAACCUUAUACUUUCAUCAAAAGCGCACGCUUUCUCGGUUGCCUCGCUUAUUUCGGCGCAAGAUGGUGACGAUGAAAGCUUACAAAGAUAUGCAUAUCCUUCGCCCGACGCAGGUAGGCACCGGAUAAGCCGCGAUAUCGUAGAUAUAACACAAUAGACUCUAGUUACUAAACACUUCGUAUUUUAUAUAUAAAUAUACUGCGGUGUGAGUUUAGCUUGAGUCAACUUUUUCACUUCGCCAGUGUAAGAAAUGAUGUUUCCGUAUUCCUCUGAUUCUGUAAUAGUAUACUUAAUAACUGACUUACAUGUCAGAACUAUAUAUUUUCACUUUUAUAUCUCUUUCUCUAUAGUUUAUACUGUAUAUGUAUAUAUCAUAAACACACCAUACACAUACAUCUCCGAGUCAUGAAUCUAUACACUGCUCAUUAUCAUAUUGAUCUACUCUGUCUUUAGUCCAUCUAUCUAUAUAUUUGGUGUAAAUAUUGUGAUCAUACACAAUACACAUUCUACAUCUCUACAGUCAAAAGACGCAAUUCUCAUGACAAUAUCACAUUUCCAACUCGCUUGUGUGUCAUAUACCUACUUUGUUAUUUACGCUACUUAUAUAAAGUGUAUAUUCCGCAAUAUCCGGAUUUGAGCUAAGCACAGUAUAUAUUACCGACCCUUGUGCUGUUUGUCAGGUGUUAAAAAGUUGGGUGAAGGAUCUGAAAUGUAAGCAACGUAAUCACAACUGAUUGAGUAUUUGUAUUAUUUUAGAUUCAACAGACCUUACGAGUUCUGCUCUGGGUUCAAUGCAGGCUAUGCAGAACAGAAUGCCCGUGAAUGAAGAGCGCUCUCUGGAAGAUAUCAAAGUUGAUCUACAAAUGAAAGAUCUCUGGCAUCGCUUUCAUGAGCUUGGUACUGAAAUGAUUAUCACGAAAGCUGGACGGUGGGUUGAUACACCUUACGCAGUUAAGCCGUGAUUUCAAAAUUUAAAACUCCUAUUUCUUUCUCACUAGACGCAUGUUUCCAGCGAUGCGCAUCAAGAUUAGUGGCAUGGACCCGAACGCGCAAUAUAUUCUAAUUUUGGACGUGGUUCCCGUCGAUAAUAAAAGAUACAGAUAUGCGUAUCACAGUUCCAAAUGGAUGGUUGCGGGAAACGCGGAUGCCCCCAUGCCAGGGAGAGUUUACAUCCACCCCGAUUCUCCCGCUUCUGGAGAAGAAUGGAUGAGGCAGGUGAUCUCUUUUGACAAAGUCAAGCUGACCAACAAUGAACUCGACCAGCAAGGACAUGUAAGUAAUAUAUGGCCCAGUAUAUUGGAGGAUAUAAGCAUUACAGAACUACAGCUGGUGGUCAAUAUGAGAAAUGAUGUUUGUGGUGUUACUCUGAGUGUGCAUCCACACUGCAUGGUAAGCUGAAAGGUUUGCCUGACUACAGUGGGAAUCGAGGUCGUGGGUUCGAUUCCCACCGUGGCCAAGCUAACUUUUCAGCUUGCCCGGUGUGGAUGCACACUCAGAGUAACACCACAAACAUCAUAUUUACCUGAGUACAUAACACCAACACACACAAAAAAGUAUCAUCAGAAAUGUUGAUACGUAUAUAGGAGGAAGUAUAUUAAAGAUAGACUACCCUUAAUUCCCGUUUAUUGGCCACAAAAUGCAAGGCAGUAUACGACACAUAUAAUGAAAAUAAUGACAUAAUUUUCUCACUCUGCGAACUCAUACAACAGUGACAGUGUAGCGGACAAGAACACAGGCUGGUUGUUGGCACGGUAUAAAUGCUUAGUGAAACUGAUGUAUAUAAGAAUCUAAAGCGCGCUAGUUUUCUUGAAAUCAAACUAGGUUCCACAUUGUCUCUGCUUGCAUGGGUAUGACGACUAUAGCUGAAGGCCAAAACUCGUAAUAAGCGAUUUCAUUUAUUAAUUUUUCUGAUAAUUAUAGAUAUCCGCUCGGUGAAUUUCGCCGUCUGUCACGACUUUUAUUCAAAUUUUGAUUGUUUGCGGCCAACUGUCACAACUCUAUCAUUUAAUAGAUGAAACGAAUAUGCGGUGUGCAAUGUGACUGGCUAUAUAGAGAGAACACGGCAGUGUCGCAUUAUAAAAUAAAGAAAGGUUAAGGAUGGGUUAAAUAGCUUAAACUAGACAUGUCUGCGCAUGUCGUACGAGUUAUAUAUAUCAUGGACAUGGUCCAUGUCAAAAAAUAUAAAAUCUGAAAAAUCAGAAAUAAGCCCCGUUCAAACGGACUCAUGUUGGCACAUUCCAACAAUUUUCAGAUCAUGUUUUAAACUGAUUUUUUUGCAAACAUUUUAAAGCACAUAUUUUCAAUUUGUAUAUAUCUUAUGAUUUUUGUUUUUAACCAAUGGGUGGUUCCAGCUAAAGACUAAAUUUUGAUCAAGGCAGGUUGAACGAAACCCGACACCACAGCUAGAAAGAGUGGUCUUAGAAUGAGUAAAACUGCAAAGAUUGGUUGCUGAAUGUUGUAAAAUGAAGGAAAUAUAGCCCUGUGAAGUUCGCAAAUUUUGUAUAUAUUUGUAUUACGCGCGGUAAAAAUAACCACUUUCGGCUUAAAAAUGGUUAUUUUUCCCGCGCGUAAUGCAAAUAUAUACAAAAUUUGCGAAUUUCACAGGGAUAUAUUUUCCUCAUUUUACAACAAUUCGCAACCAAACUUUGCAAUUUUACUCAUUUUAGGAUGCUCUUUCCAGCUAUGGUAAUAGAUUUCGCGGUUCUUGUCUAGAUCAAAAUUUCGUGUAUAGCUGGAAUUAUUGAUCCACUGAAGUUGCGGACUCUGUUUUUAAGCGAUCGAUUUCAGGUUUUGACCUGUUGUAGUACAAUGACCACUACUGAUAAAUACGCAUGCAUUAUAUGAUGAAGUUCAGCUCUAUUUUGUGGAUGGAAGAAGACGCACUCACUCCAUCUCUCAUCAAGGAUAUAAGUUACAAGAAAUAUUAUCUUUGUUGAUACGAUAUGAGAGGAUAAACACAGACCUUUUAAAAAUAUUGACCCGGACAAAGAGAGGUUUGGAGAGCAUCGUUAAAUGCGCAGAGUGAAAAGAGAAGCGACAGAUUGUUGAAAUUUUGUGAUUAUUGACCAAGUGGGAUUUACAAAGAUAUCAUUUCCGAUAGCAAUAUAUUCACAUAAAUAUAUAAUUUUUCAACACUCUCUCUCUUACUGAUAAAAUAUAUAGUCUAUAGCAAAGGACGUCAUGUGUGUAUGCAAUAUCUAGUCAAAGGUAGUAUUCCAUCAUAAACUGUUGUGGUUUGUGUCUGAACUACCUGAAAAAAGAUAUCUCAAACGUGGUGGUCCAGUGUAGGUAGUAUUCUACAAUAAACUGUUGUGGUUUGUGUCUGAACUACCUGAAAAAAGAUAUCUCAAACGUGGUGGUCCAGUGUAGGUAGUAUUCUACAAUAAGCUGUUGUGGUUUGUGUCUGAACUACCUGAAAAAGAUAUCUCAAACGUGGUGGUCCAGUGUAGGAAGUAUUCUACAAUAAGCUGUUGUGGUUUGUGUCUGAACUACGUGAAGAAGAUAUCUCAAACGUGGUGGUCCAGUGUAGGUAGUAUUCUACAAUAAACUGCCGUGGUUUGUGUCUGAACUACCUGAAAAAGAUGAACGCACGCAAAACGUCGCGAUGGUUCAAACGAACGCUGUAGCUUCGUCAGAAUUCACCCAGUCACCACUUUGAAAAGUGGUGACUUUUGAAAAUGUAGUUCCGAGCAAAAAAACGCCAGCUUAUAAUAUCCAUUGUAUCUUUUUAAGAUCAUUCUUCACUCCAUGCACAAGUAUCAGCCCCGGAUACACAUUAUUAAGAAGAAAGAUUCAACUUCUGGCAAGCCUGAUCAGGUCCAUGAUCUGGAGCAAGAUACCUCGAAUGCAGAAUCGAAAACAUUCGUCUUCCAUGAGACGGAGUUUAUCACUGUGACUGCUUAUCAGAACCAACAGGUAGGGCAGGGGGUGGACUUUAACGUGGGGUUCAGGGUAGGUGGAUCAGCCUGUCCAGUGAACUUAUAAAGGGUGUUAAGUGUUGUAGGAUCAAGCAUAUUAAACGUCUCUCCUUCUUAUGUAGUAUUUAAAACAUGAGUAGUAGUGUCUUAUCAGAUAUAAAGAUACGAGGCGAAGCCGAGUAUCUUUAGGUCUGAUAAAACACGCACUGCGAAUGUUUUAAAUUGCUUCAGAAACGAUCGAUCUAGUAAGUUCAUUGGCGAAGUAAUUUUCAAAAAUACGUUGUGUAAGUCGAGAAAAUCAAAGUUAAAGUUUAUGUAAAUGAAGGAAAAUCUCUAUCACAAAUAAAGAUACGACACGCUUUGACACGCUUAUGAUUUUCCUCAUGAAUUAUUAAUGAGUUUAUGAUUCGAUUUAAAGAAUAAUACCAUUGUUUUAUGAAAUGAUAACUUCAUUUAUAGCGAUACGAUCCGUUGAAUAAAACUGGAUCGAAUUAGCUUGGGAAUUAAAACUAUUUACAACCUUUAUAGCCGUAUAUUGGACGUCAAUCCCGCCAUUUUUGGCUUCACUUUUCUUAUAGGCCGAAUGAGUAAACUUCUAGCUCCUGCAGAUAUAUAAAGCUCACUGGGUAAAACCCACCCACAUAAGUCCGUGAAUGGUGAAAAGGGUGAUUCCUAGAUGACCGUACUGGAGUAUAUUAGUUUUAAAAAAUCAAAAAAUGUCCUUUCUCAUAUUUCCACACCUUGUAUAUUUCAUGACAGUUUCAAGUGGCUGUUUAUUUUGAAGGCACGUUAAGUUUCCGACGAUUUCCAAAUUGUUUCAACAUUUUUAAGAAUGUCAAAAUAUAUCAGCGUAAUCGCGGAACAUGUUAAGAUGAGAAAUCAAAACAAACUCUCCGACAUCCUUUCGCAAUCCAUGUUAUCAAUGGCAAGAUAAACUAACGUAAACAAUGCUUUUACUCGAACUUUCUGGAAUUUUUUUCAGUUGGCCCGGUCUCAUUUAUCUAAGAUAAUCGCACAGCCGGAUCACACUAUCUCACACGGAAAAUGCUUCUUGCAAAGAAGUGUAUUACUAAAUUACUGCUAAAGUUAGAUUGUUUUCAUUGAUUCGAGACUUGAACAACGAAUUCACUUAUUCACUGAGAUGUAUCAUGGGGAUUUUGAUAUUUACGGAGCGUCUAUGAUUUUGAGUAAUUUAGGGAAACGCUCGGUUAUAAUCAAUGCGCAACGUAUUCGCACAAUGUAAUUUGGGUUUAUAUGAUGGUAAUCAUUGUUUCCAUUAUAUUUCAAGCUCAUCGUGAAAAAAUAACGUAAAGAUGUUUAUCUGUACUGAAAACCGAAAAUAAAUUUUCACCCAGCGUUUAUUGCUUUAAACUACGGAUUUGGUAAUGGUUGAUCAAUUGAGAGAGAGAAUUUAUCUUGAAGUUUACGUAUUGUGCAUUUGAGUAAUUAUACAUUGGUACUUUUGAGCUGUACAUUUUACAAUUUACCUCGAGAGUUGAGAAAAAGCGCAUGCACAAGGUAUUUAGUUUAUUACUAUUCAGUGGUUUUGUGAUGGUGCUGUCUAUUUCAGAGCCAUACCAAGGAAAUUAAUAUAACGAUUUAAUUUGCGCGUGUGAAUCCCUUCAAGUGUAUACAACAAGGAUUUAUCUUGAAAUUUCAGGAAAGCACACUUUGAACUCUGCGCACGAUAAAAGCAUUUGAAAAUUGAGCUAUCUCGAGCAUUCGCUGCCAUAGCUGUGAGGCCAAACCCAGACUGAAAUAUUCUGAUAAGAAAAUUGGCUUAAUGACUACCAAAUGGCGAGCGUGAUCUCAGUUUAUCGAUAAAAAUCAAUAAAGGUUGAAACUUGCCGACAUGCUUUCAAUAUAUAUUGCCAAAUCUGUACGCACCGUUGUCCUCAUUCCACACGAUGAAAGACGAAUAAGAAACUUGGCAUCUCAAAAAUAGGUGUUAAAUGCAUGACACGACCGUGUGAGUGGAGCUUUUAAAAUUUUAGAACAAACUUCAAAUAGCCCCCUGUCGUUAAGGCUUUUGCGCAAAAAUGUAGUGCCAUUUAAUCAUGUGAAGAAUUUUUAUUUGAGGUGGUCUCUGACCGCGGUCCAUAAUAAACUGUCGUAGUUUGUGUAUGAGCUAUCUGAAAAAUAUUGAAAACACUUUGAAAGGUUCGAGCGAAGACCUUUGAUUGUAUCAGUGGUGUGUUGGUACACAAUGUUAAGCAGAGUUUUUAUGAAUCUCUUGCGGGUAGUUCACACAGAAAUACAAUGUGAGAGUGUUUUAACCUAUAUCAAAAAACAACACCACACUUCUGCCAGGCGAAAUAAAUGCAAGGGUUACACGGCACUACGAAUAGGCCACCUUUCCCCAGCAUUUUAACUCAUUGCGGAUAUUUUUUUACAGAUAACUCGUCUGAAGAUUGAUCGCAAUCCCUUUGCAAAAGGAUUUCGGGAUUCAGGAAGAAUACGGUAAAACACAACUCCAAGAUGAAAUAUCUUUCAAGACUGAUAUCGCACAAAUAGUAAACAUGGAUGACAUCAUACAUAAAUAUUAGUGCACCGUGGUUUAUGCUAAUUAAGAUCAUAUAUCUAAACAUCUCGCGCCUACACAGUUUCUGUUGUUAAAGCACCACCGCUAGAAAAAAUAACAUAAAUAUAGAAUCCCGGCAGCAGAUUUUUUGAACAUUGAUAUGCAUAUGGUUUUAGCAAGCAUUAUCUCUAAAACACCAAAAUUAAUUUCUUAAUUUCAUUUACGCUUGAUUACACUUGAUUGUUCCAGAUUUAAGUCCAUAAUUUUGAGAUAAUUUUAAUGCACAUGCCUUGAACACUCUAGUAUCUAUCUAAUUAAGAACUUAUGUCGGUUGUUUUACAUAUACUUUGUUGGUAUUUUUUAGCACACUCUUGUCGUUUAACACAAGUAUUUAUAUUCACUGUGAAAUGUUGUUCCAUCUUUAUGAGAUAGAAAAACAACAAAUACCACUCUUGAACUACGGUUAUAAAAUUAAUUUUGUAAUUUUCGGUAUCCUUCAAGGUUAUCUAAAUAAUCUGUGACCUUCUUUUGCGGUAACUGGAUUAUGUUUUAUCUUCAGCGCUCGGAAACUAACCCUGCUUCGUAAAUAAACAAAACGUGGCAAAAAACAUCUGCCAACGAGAUAGUUUGCUUGUAAACUUGGUAAUUAUUUACGAAUUGCAAACAAAGCAAAUCAUUCCCUAACAGUACGACUAACAAUUUGCUCGUUUGGAAAAUUCUUUUUCAUGUUAAAUCAGAGAAAAAUAUUUGACCUUUUACAGGGACAAGAGUUUUAUAAAGAGAUACUAUAAAUCCUGUUUCAUAGACACCAUGAAUUGUGUUUGAUUAAUAGGCACUGCCUCUGCUUAACACUUUUUAUGACAUUUAUACUUAUCUGGAUAAUUAUAAAUGGCAUAGUGAUCAGUGAUCGGAAUGUUUCAUUGUCUUUUCAUUGUUUUGAAAUUCCCACUGUUCUCCACACGCCAUCCAGUCACUGUUACGACAUUUGUGGAAAGGGCUUCAACUGUUUUAACAUUUUUAAAGCGUUGUUGAGACUUUUCCCAUCUCUAUAUUGUUGUAUUCAAUACAGGGAUGCAAUGGACGAGUUAAUGCAAGCGUAUUCAUGUUGGCGUCCUCCAAUCAGACCUGUACCUUACCCUGAUUAUAAUGGCAAUGAUAUCGCAUUCUCACAAGACAUGAGAGCAGGUUAGUGACACCAUGCUGUAUACCAUACCAUACCAUAUAACACCUACAAUACCAUACCGUAUCAUACCAUACCCUACCACACAACACAAAAUUAGUUGGACCAGGAACUAUAACUAGUAGCCUACUUUCGUUAUAUUAUUGAAUAAUAAAUUUCUCCCAUCAUGCUUUAGGAGUAGAAGAGCAACAUGAACUCCCAACAUUCAACACGAGCUUCACAACAGCUCCCCCACCUACAACGAAUUCAACCCCAGUUUCCUACCCCUCGGCCUCGAUGGUAUACCCUACCUCUAACUACCCUCCUUCCGCCUAUAAUGGAUUCAGUAAUGCAUACAGCGGUUACCCAACGUUGGCGCAUGCGCACGUCCCAGGCGCUCAGUAUUCGCCUCAUUAUACAACAUGCUCUUACCCACCCCAACAUAACCAGCCUAGGUUCCAGGCUAACGCGGUCCCUGCUAACGUCACCAUGAAUUAUGGUUACCAUGGAAGCCAAGUGAUAGCAGAUCCUUCGACUCAAUCAUCGUAUGUGCAAUAAAAAGGCUCUCGGUACAACUCGGUACACAAGGUUUUGGCAGGGAUACGAAAUAUCGACGACAGCUUUCCGAAGGUUCUCGAUUAUUUCCGAGGUGGGAAGUUCCGAGUAUACAGUGAUGGUGAAGCCAUGGUUAAUUAUUAUUACUUGAGGGUGUUUACAUGAGAACUACAUAAAAAAGAUUUGACCAAGAAUAUCGUGCAGCAGAUGGUGCUCAAUCUGCAGUUCUCAGAAAAUAAUGAUAUUUCGUUUAUUAAAUAUACUAUUCUUGUAUUUGGUGGCAAAUAAAAAUUUUUUCUUGCUCGUGUCAUUGUCAACAUUUUCCAAGUUGACCAACAUCUGCUUCUCCGUGAUGUAAGCUCAUGUAAACACACCCAGGUCACAUGGACUGAGCACAAACUCUGCACCAAGAACACCGGGAAUUACUGGGAAUUUGGUUUAGUUUGUAAUUUAUAAAGCACGGAGAUAUACUGGUGCAACAUUUUUAAUGUAUGUAAAUAUGGUGGUCUGUAAAUAGUUUCAUAAUAGAAAAUUUCUGAAUUUCACCAAAACACAC